AUGCUUAGCACAGCUCACCUCCUCUCUUUUUCUGGUGCAGCAUUGGCUGCUGUUUCGGUUACCGAUCCAAGCAACUUUGCCGACUUGGCCGCCGAUGCGUCCGACAACUCCAUCAAGGCCGUUUACGACAUCGAACCCAUCCUCUACCAGACCAACGACAUCGUGGGCCCGUACUACUACUCGGACGGCAAUGUCACCAGUGCGGACCACACCAGCUUCACAGUCGACGCAAACGACACCAGCGUCAUCGUCGUGACGGACGGCGCCCAGCUCAACUUGUCCUAUGUGGAUGUGAUCAAGCACGGCUACAGCUCCAACUUGUACCAAGCCAGCUUCUACGGCUUGAACGCAGCCAUCAAUGUUGCCAACGCGUCUUCGGCCUCCAUCACCCACUCCAACAUCACUGUCCACAAUGGUGCCGCAAACGUCUUUGCCUUCGGCGACAACACCAUCGUCUACGUUUCCGACACCGAUCUGUACAGCUCUGGUCCGGUUUCUCAUGGCCUCUACGCUGCAGGAAACGCCACGAUUGUUGGAAAGAACCUUCGUCACUACUCUGGCGGCAACCGCUGUUCGUCUUUUUCGGGCGACACCCCGGCCGGCGUGGUGAAUGUGUCCGACUCGGUAGCUCACACUGCUGGCAUUGGAUCUGCGCUGUUCUACGCACUCGGUACUGUCAAGGGUGAAAAUGUUGCCGGCCUCGCCGAGAAGGCACCUGCACUCUUUUCGGAUGGGCCGCAGAUUGCUGAGUUUGACCACGUGGAUUUCACGGCUGGAUUGCUUGCCGGAACAGUCAUGUUCUCCUCCUCGGAACGGCAAUCUGGAGCGCACAUCUCCUUCGCUUCCUCCAAAUUGACCGUGACUGCUGCAGACGGCCCCGCCCUCUGGUUCGGAAACGUCAUCGCCACCGCCUCCAUCUACAGCACCAACUUUACGACUGCUUCCGGUCUGCUACUCGUCGCCAACAGCUCGCAAGUCACCCAAGAGUUCUCCUACUUCGCCGGCGCUGAAGAAAACUCUGCCAUCCUCCCCGCGCAGGUAGACGUCACGAUCGAGGAAAGCGAGCUCGUCGGCGACGUUGUCGUGUACAACGGCAGCUCUGUGACGUGGUCCCUGGCGGAGCACUCGACCUGGACAGGCAAGGUCGUGUUGGGAGAGGGAGGCGACGUGGACGGCACCGUGAGCGUGGCGCUGGAUGGAACGAGCAAGUGGGUUGUCACGGGUGAUACGGUGCUCGGGAAUUUUACGAAUGAGGAUACGAGUCUGGCGAAUGUGGAGAGUGCGGGGUUCACGGUGACGUAUGAUAGCGGCGAGGAGGGGAAUGCGUGGUUGAAUGGUGCCACGUUUGAUUUGUCGGGUGGAGGAUCGCUCACACCUGCAUGA
Messenger RNA from Lasiodiplodia theobromae, 1383 nucleotides. RefSeq lists its product as uncharacterized. Lineage: Eukaryota; Fungi; Ascomycota; Dothideomycetes; Botryosphaeriales; Botryosphaeriaceae. Bases 1 to 1383 code for a protein of 460 amino acids. The transcript is spliced from 2 exons. The record is from RefSeq and is a predicted model, not a curated record.